Molecule: messenger RNA, 1292 nt
Organism: Volvox carteri f. nagariensis
Lineage: Eukaryota; Viridiplantae; Chlorophyta; Chlorophyceae; Chlamydomonadales; Volvocaceae
Exons: 3
Coding region: 162-1292 (376 amino acids)
Biological process (GO): mRNA splicing, via spliceosome
Cellular component (GO): U2-type catalytic step 1 spliceosome
Source: RefSeq, a predicted model, not a curated record
GGUGUAUGUAUUACUGUUUCAUUGCAACCGUUACAUUAGGUACCUACCACACAGUACCGUCACCGGAGUUUUGCCUGAUUUUCAUUUUGUUUAUCAUAUUGUUGCCAGCCUCUUUUUGACUAUUAAACUGCCCUUGAUAUAAAAACCUUAAGUUCAGAAAGAUGGGCGAGCGAAAAGUGCUUAACAAGUACUUUCCGCCGGAUUUUGAUCCAGCGAAACUUCCCAAGGGGAAGCGAAGGGAGACAAAUGAGAUGAAAGUGCGCAUGAUGUUGCCCAUGUCGGUGCGCUGCAAAACUUGUGGCGUCUUCAUGUACAAGGGCACCAAGUUCAACACGCGAAAAGAGGAUGUCAUGGGCGAAAACUACCUGGGCAUUCAAGUAUUCCGGUUCUAUUAUCGCUGUAAAAAAUGCGCGGCUGAGUUUUGCAUGAAGACGGACCCCAAGAGCGCAGAUUACAUUCUGGAAGCCGGCGCCACGCGCAACUACGAACCAUGGCGUGACGAGGAGGCCACCAAGGCCGAGGCCGUUGCGAAGCGGGAGGAGGAGGAGAUGGGCAAUGCCAUGAAGGCCCUCGAGAACCGCACAUUGGACAGUAAGCGAGAGAUGGACAUCAUGGCUGCACUGGAUGAGAUGAAGGCGCUCAAUGCACAGCACGCCAAGGUCACGACCGAGCAAGCACUUGAGGCGCUGCAAAAGGCCGCGGCGCAGCAGCAGCUAGACGAAGAUGACGUGAUGGAUGUGGCUGAGUUUUACCAGCUGCGCGCACAGGCGAACACGAAGCGGCUGGAGGACAGCGGCGAGGAGGAGGACGAGGAUGACGAGGGGAGGGAACGGGAGCGAGGAGGCCCCAGCGGCAGGAGCGGCCGAGCGGGGGCCUCGGCAGCUGGGCAAGGGCCUUCUUCAGCAGCAGGGCUCAGCGACCUCUCGCAGAUGCAGCAGCAGGCGGCGGCUGGGAUAGGUGGCGCGCGUGCUGGUGCUGCUGCGACUGCGUCCCAACAGCAGCAACAAACAAAGCAAAUGAAGCCGUCAAUUAAAGUGAUGGUAAAGCCUAAAGCACCGCUUCCAGCAGCGUCCGCAACAGUAGGUGCAGCUGGGGCGGCCGCACCUCAGGGAGCGGCAGAGGGGAGCGGCUCAGCGCUUGGGAAACGGCCUGUACUAGAAAUUGAGGGCGGCAAUCCCGGGAACGAAACAAAGAAGCAGAACGUGGGGGCGGAGCAGGCGCCAGCUUUGGGUGGCGGCUUGACAGGCAUGUUAGGUCAGUACGGCAGCAGCGGGAGCGAUUCAGAUUUGUGA